Messenger RNA from Brassica oleracea var. oleracea, 941 nucleotides. RefSeq names its product germin-like protein subfamily 1 member 1. The transcript has a single exon. Gene Ontology annotation, molecular function: manganese ion binding. Gene Ontology annotation, cellular component: cell wall. The record is from RefSeq and is a predicted model, not a curated record. NCBI's taxonomy places the organism in Eukaryota, Viridiplantae, Streptophyta, Magnoliopsida, Brassicales, Brassicaceae. Bases 123 to 785 code for a protein of 220 amino acids.
GAUAUAUAGUUUAACUGCAUGUUAUUAAACAUCAUUUUCUCAAAUUUAUCAUUUAUACACUCACUUACUCACCCCCUAAAACUCAUCUCUAAAUGUAAAACCCAACAAUAAGAACUAAUCCUAUGCUUAUAAACUUAAUAUUAGCGUUCAUACUUCUGAUGGGUCGUCGGGUCAGCUCCGACCCGGACCCGCUCCAGGACUACUGCGUAUCUCCUCCUCUUUCACCUCACCAACACAUCUUCCUCAACGGAAAUCUAUGCAAAGAUCCAACAAAAGUCACCGUCUACGACUUCACAACCUCCGCGUUAUCCAAACCCGGAAAUACCGGGGCCAACCCGUUUAUGACCAACGUCACUCUCACUACAACCACCAACCUCCCGGGUCUCAACACAAUGGGCCUAACGAUGGGCAGGCUUGACUUUGGCGCCUCCGGGGUCGUCCCACCGCACGUACACGCACGCGCCUCCGAAGUGACGGUCUGCCUAGACGGUGUGCUUCUGGUCGGGUUCGUGGACACGUCGGGUCGGGUCUUUACCCAGGAGCUUCAUCCGGGUGAGACAUUCAUGUUUCCCAAAGGAUUGAUACAUUUUCUGUAUAACAUCAAUACAGUGAGCUCGGCUUUAGCUGUCUCUGGGCUGACUAGUCAGAAUCCUGGGACACAGUUUGUGUCUAUGGUCUCUUUGGAUUCAAAACUUCAGAUUCCACAAGACGUUUUGAAGAGGCUUUACCAUAUCAAUGACCAGGAAGGAUAUGUUGCUAGUAUCCGCAAAAACCUUGGAGGCUGAUGUUUGUGUUUCAAAACUCCAAUGGUACAAUAAUAUACUUUAUAUCUUGUUGAGGAAAUUGUGGUUAAGUUAUUAACUAAUUGCUAAACUAUGUGUAACUAUAUAUACGACCAAAUCUACAUGUAUAUAUAUUUAAUUGGAAUUAUAUAAUCUUCA